AUGUCCACCGUUCCAAGUGUCCAAACUUUCGGUAAGAAGAAGACUGCUACUGCUGUCGCCCACGUCAAGGCCGGUAAGGGUUUGAUCAAAGUCAACGGUGCUCCAAUCACCUUGGUUGAACCGGAAAUCUUGAGAUUCAAGGUCUACGAACCUCUUCUAUUGGUUGGUUUGGACAAGUUCACCAACAUUGACAUCAGAGUUAGAGUCACUGGUGGUGGUCACGUCUCUCAGGUGUACGCUAUUAGACAGGCUAUUGCCAAGGGUCUAGUUGCCUACCAUCAAAAAUACGUCGACGAACAAUCCAAGAACGAACUUAAGAAGGCCUUCACCUCUUACGACAGAACUUUGUUGAUUGCUGACUCCAGAAGAUCCGAACCAAAGAAAUUCGGUGGUAAGGGUGCCCGUUCCAGAUUCCAAAAGUCUUACCGUUAA
Huiozyma naganishii CBS 8797 is the source of this 432-nucleotide messenger RNA. It is a transcript of the gene RPS16B, whose product is annotated as 40S ribosomal protein uS9. The record is from RefSeq and is a predicted model, not a curated record. Bases 1 to 432 code for a protein of 143 amino acids. Gene Ontology annotation, cellular component: cytosolic small ribosomal subunit; ribosome. Gene Ontology annotation, biological process: translation; maturation of SSU-rRNA from tricistronic rRNA transcript (SSU-rRNA, 5.8S rRNA, LSU-rRNA). The transcript is spliced from 2 exons. Gene Ontology annotation, molecular function: RNA binding; structural constituent of ribosome. NCBI's taxonomy places the organism in Eukaryota, Fungi, Ascomycota, Saccharomycetes, Saccharomycetales, Saccharomycetaceae.